Bombyx mandarina (wild silkworm) is the source of this 1221-nucleotide messenger RNA. Its product is annotated as lipase 3-like. Gene Ontology annotation, biological process: lipid metabolic process. Lineage: Eukaryota; Metazoa; Arthropoda; Insecta; Lepidoptera; Bombycidae. The record is from RefSeq and is a predicted model, not a curated record.
AUGGAAGUCGUACAAAACAUGAGCAAUACUAUAAAAGGUUUCUUCGUGAAAACCAUGAGCGCAAUUAAAAAGAAAUUUCAGAAUCUCUGGCAAAAUACCAAAGAAGUAAUCGAGAAAAAGAAAAAAUCCAUAAAAAAAUCUUUAAUUAAUUUCGUAACGAAACUGUUGCAAGCUGAAACAGAAUCAAAAAAUAAAACUGUGUUGUUUUCUGAGACCCAACAUGAUACUGAAAAUAAUAUGCAAGGACCACAACUAAUAGCUUUUCAUGGAUACAAAGUUGAGUUGCAUACUCUUAUGACGUCAGAUGGAUAUUUGCUCACGGUACACAGACUGAGUCUAACGGGACAUAUACAAACGGAAAGUAAAGUUGUGAUAUUACAUCACGGUAUGCUCGGAAGUUCAGAUGAUUUCAUCCUUUUAGGAAAGUCAAGAUCUCUUCCGUACAUGCUGUCGGAAGCCGGAUAUGACGUUUGGCUCGCAAACGCUAGGGGAAAUAAGUAUUCGAAGAUGCACUCCGCUAAGCCGGCAGAUGCUCCUGACUUUUGGGAUUUUUCGUUUCACGAAAUCGGUUUAUACGACUUGUCAGCUUUGAUAAAUUACGUUUUACAAAUAAGGGAUAAAGUUGAAAUUUGUUUGAUCGGAUAUUCAAUGGGCGCUACUAGUGCUCUAGCGUUAUUAUCAACGGAUUCAAUUUACAAUGAAAUUCUCAAAUCAGUGAUUCUAAUUGCACCACUAGUUUUCAUGAGACAGGUAAAGGGUCCGCUUAAACAGUUCGCAGGCUUGACAAAUAACGAAGAUGAACUGAUUGAUAUACUUGAUCCAUACGAGAUAGCACCAUUCAAAAGACUAUCCCGAGAGUUAGUCGACAGAUUUUGUCCGGGCGAUGCGGAAUUAUGUGAAAAUCCACUACUUUUCCUCACUAACGGUGGCCAAGAAUUUUCCGACGAAAACAUUAAAGAGCUCGUCUUAAACCACGUACCGGCGGGUGGUUCUACCAAAACAAUACUUCAUUACAUCCAAUUAAUAAAAAGUGCCCGCUUUCAGAUGUACGAUCAUGGACCACAGUCGAAUUUAAAAAACUAUGGAACUAUCACGCCGCCUUUAUACAAUUUGAGGAAUGUGACAACACCGGUUUACCUUUUGCGACUAAAAUAUAUAAUUUUAGACGCUCAGAUUAAAAGAUACAACAAAAGCAUUGGACAAAUCUUCCCUAGUUACUAG